GAAAUCACCUACGCAACCAUGCCUGCUAAAGUAUACGCCUACGCUGAAUCAAUUGAUGUUGCCAACGCCGUUGGGAAAUAUAUCAUCCAACAUCAAGAUGCCGCAAUCUCUGCCAAGAAUACCUUCAAAAUUGCAUUAUCUGGAGGAUCUUUAGGGAAAGUAUUGAAGAAAGCUUUGAUUGACAACAAGGACGUUGCCUCAAGUGUCAAAUGGGAUCAAUGGGAAGUAUUUUUCAGUGACGAAAGAUUAGUGCCGUUAGACCAUCCAGACUCCAACUUUGGAUUGUUUAAUGAAUUAGUGUUGAAAAACUUGCCUGCUGACGCUGGUAAUCCAAAAUUAAAUGUUAUUGACGAAUCCUUGUUGACCGGUAAAGACGGUCAAUUAGAAGGUGCUGACGAAAGCAAAGAUCUUGAAAUUACUAAGGACUACGCUAGUAAGUUACCAGCUGAUGGUAAACUUGAUGUUAUCUUGUUAGGUUGUGGACCUGAUGGCCACACUUGUUCUUUGUUUCCAGGCCAUAAAUUAUUACAGGAAAGAUCAAAAUUAAUUGCCUACAUCAGUGACUCUCCAAAGCCACCGCCAAGAAGAAUUACAUUUACAUUCCCAGUCUUGGAAGCAGCCACUUCAAUUGCCUUUGUUGCUGAAGGUGCUGGUAAGGCAGUCACUUUAAAGGAAAUCUUUGGUGACAAAUCAAGCCAAUUACCUUCUAAGCUUGUUAAUGAAAUUUCUACUGGGGUUGAAGUUAAUUGGUUUGUUGACGAUUCCGCAGUUAAAGGUGUAGAUGUUCUUACUGCCAAGUAUUAGUAUUUGUAAUUAUAGAAAUAGAAAUAAAAACAAUUUAAUUUCCACCAGCGUAGUAGCUUUUAACUGCUUUCGCUAUUGUUCAAU
This is a messenger RNA of Spathaspora passalidarum NRRL Y-27907, 888 nucleotides long. RefSeq names its product 6-phosphogluconolactonase (gene SOL3). Gene Ontology annotation, molecular function: 6-phosphogluconolactonase activity. The record is from RefSeq and is a predicted model, not a curated record. Bases 19 to 804 code for a protein of 261 amino acids. Gene Ontology annotation, biological process: pentose-phosphate shunt; carbohydrate metabolic process. The transcript has a single exon. Lineage: Eukaryota; Fungi; Ascomycota; Pichiomycetes; Serinales; Debaryomycetaceae.